Sclerotinia borealis F-4128 is the source of this 1146-nucleotide messenger RNA. The record is from the annotation of a GenBank genome assembly. NCBI's taxonomy places the organism in Eukaryota, Fungi, Ascomycota, Leotiomycetes, Helotiales, Sclerotiniaceae.
AUGCCUACCUUCACAGUUUUCAAGGGAAGACCAGAUGGUACCCCCAUCAAGAGCACCACCACUAAGCCUGAAGAGCUGAAGGGUGAUAGUGUUUUGGUAAAGAUCACUGCUUCCGGUGUUUGCGGAACUGAUCUCCAUUACAAAGGUGCCGAUAUGGUUCUCGGCCACGAAGGUGUUGGCAUCGUUGAAGCCGUCGGCCCUGCCGCAAAGUACCUCAAGAAAGGCGACCGUGUCGGCUGGGGCUACGAGCAUGAUUCUUGUGGCCACUGCAACGAAUGUCUUACUGGAAAUGAAAUUUUCUGUCCCGAACGUGCUCUCUACGGAUACGCCAAUCUCGAUCAAGGAUCGUUCGCUUCCCAUGCUAUCUGGCGUGAAGCCUUCCUCUUCCUCACACCCGCCUCUAUCCCUGAUAAAUAUGCCGCUCCUCUCCAAUGUGGAGGUGCUACCACAUUCUCCGCCCUCCAGGGUAUCACGAGCACCGAUGUUGUUGCCGUGAUGGGAGUUGGUGGAUUAGGACAUUUGGCUAUCCAAUUUGCUGCCAAGAUGGGUUGCAGAGUUGUCGUAUUGAGCAGUUCCGAUAAAAAGAAGGAUGAAGCUUUCAAACUUGGCGCACACGAAUACAUCGUCACCUCAGGUGCCAAGGAGCUCAAAGUCACCAAGUCCAUCAACCGUCUCCUCGUCACCAGUGCCGUUCAACCAGACUGGGAUCUUAUCCUCCCAAUCAUGGCACCCCGCGCUACCAUUUACCCUUUGACAGUCUCCUUCAAGAACCUUGAAAUCCCAUACAUGCCAUUCCUCACAGCCGGUAUCAACAUUCAAGGAAACCUUGUCGCAAACAGAAGUGCGCAUAAACAGAUGUUGGAGUUUGCCGCCUUCCAUGAAAUCAAGCCGAUUGUUCAAACCUUUCCCAUGACCGAGGCGGGUAUUGCUGAAGCAAUGGAUAAGUUGGACAAAGGAAAAGUUUACUACAGAGCUGUUCUCUUGGCGCAAAUCAUCGAGAAAGUCCUCCCAGGUGCUACGAGAACAUCCACAUCUUCUGAAACAACUCUUCGCAAACGCUUCACUUACAAGACUUGGUUGAUUUCCAUCCUCUCUUCUUGCUCCCCUAAAAGUAAGAAGGAGAAGAAGAUUGUUGAGAAAAAAUAA